Molecule: messenger RNA, 1248 nt
Organism: Prunus mume (Japanese apricot)
Lineage: Eukaryota; Viridiplantae; Streptophyta; Magnoliopsida; Rosales; Rosaceae
Source: RefSeq, a predicted model, not a curated record
AUGGAAGAAAUUAAACAAUGGUAUUUGCAUUGUCUCCUUGAGCGUAGAGGCAAUCAGGAGGCCAGUAUGAUGUCCUUUGUGAAAGGCAUUAGAAGCAUGGAAAAAUACUGUCGUGAUUGCUACGGAGAAAAGGUUAAUUUAAGUAGUGAUGACUUUGUGGAAAUAAUGGUGGUUGAUGGUUGCUUUAUAAUUGAACUCUUCCGCAAGUAUAUUACUGAUUUUACCGCUGGAAAGUGUGCAACAAAGGUUUUCCCAGAAAGGGAUGAUCCUGUGUUCGACACAUCAUGGAUGAUCGCGACGCUCCUAUACGACUUGCUUCUACUUGAAAAUCAGAUUCCUUGGAGAGUUCUCGACUGUUUAUUCAAGCUCACAAGAGAAAACGAUGAAAUAGAAGAAACUUCUCUAUCUCAGCUUACUCUCAACUACUUCGAGUUUUACACCUUAGGGCGAUAUCCAAAGAAAAUUGAAGAAACGGGAAGCAAGCAUUUACUUGACUUUAUAAGAAGAUGUUUACUAGGAGGAACAAAAGAGGAUAGUACUAAUAAUCAUCCUAACUCAGAUUGGGCUCCAAUCCCUAGCGUCACAGAGCUUCUACAAGCUGGAGUCAAAUUUCGACGUACUGACGAUAGCAUGCUCAACAUAACCUUUGAAAAUGGAGUUAUGAAAAUUCCACCGAUCGUGGUUAACGAAAAUGGUGAGUCCCUCUUCAGAAAUCUCAUUGUUUACGAGCAGUGCGAAGCCAGCGUGUACGAAUGUAAAAUUACAUCUUAUGCUGUGGUGUUGGAUAACCUGAUCAACACCAGCUCGGAUGUGGACAUUCUGGUGCAGAAAGGAAUUUUAUUUACCCAUUUAAGCAAGGAGGAUAUAGCUAGCUUUUUCAAUAAGCUUUACAAUAACACCAUCCCUGGCCAUUUCUCUUAUAAAGAGCUCACUGACAAAGUGAAUGAGCAUUAUCACCGUCGCUUCAAUAGAUGGAAAACAAUUCUCGCACGUGAUUAUUUCAACAAUCCAUGGUCAACUUUGGCAUUUGCUGGUGCCCUCUUGGGUUUGGGUUUGACCUUCAUGCAGACCUUAUAUGCCAUCCUGGCUUACAAGGCUCCUAAAAGUGAUGAAGGCUAUCAUUAUCCAUGAUUAUGUAUGUUCUCGCGUCCUGUGCCAACUGUAUUAGCUACUGUUAAUUGUUUCACCUCCUGCAGUAGUUAUGUUUUUUAUGUCCCAAUAAAAGCCACGACUAUGUAUUAAGUAUUG